Peronospora farinosa is the source of this 408-nucleotide messenger RNA. The record is from the annotation of a GenBank genome assembly. NCBI's taxonomy places the organism in Eukaryota, Oomycota, Peronosporomycetes, Peronosporales, Peronosporaceae.
AUGUCAGGUAUCGGUAAAGGGGGUAAAGGAGGUAAAGGCGGCAAGGGAGUGACGUCCAAGCGAGCGCCGCAGUCGCGAUCUCAACGCGCUGGUCUUCAGUUUCCCGUGGGUCGUAUCCAUCGUUUCCUGAAGAAGCGCGUAGCUAACAAUCAACGUGUGGGCGCCACUGCGGCCGUGUACGCUGCCGCCAUCAUGGAGUAUCUGACUGCUGAGGUACUGGAGCUAGCGGGCAAUGCUUCCAAGGAUCUCAAAGUGAAGCGUAUUACACCACGCCAUUUGCAACUUGCUAUCCGUGGAGAUGAGGAGUUAGACACGUUGAUAAAGGCCACGAUUGCUGGUGGUGGUGUCAUUCCGCACAUUCACAAGAACCUCAUUAACAAGCAGAACAAGAAGCGAAUGCCUUUGUAG